Molecule: messenger RNA, 1968 nt
Organism: Canariomyces notabilis
Lineage: Eukaryota; Fungi; Ascomycota; Sordariomycetes; Sordariales; Chaetomiaceae
Exons: 2
Coding region: 206-1795 (529 amino acids)
Source: RefSeq, a predicted model, not a curated record
UUGAUGAUUCUGAUUUGUAGUCAAAGCAAUUCAGCAAAUGUCUUUGUGGUGUGAAUGUUGAAUCUCGUGCUUUACACCUUCCAUUCGUUGUUAAGUUUGAGCAGCCCGCAAGCAUUUUAGCUUUCCCUCUCCCAAGCCACCACAGACCAACUCAGUAGAGUUGACUCCGCCGGUUGCCCUCAUCGCGCCGCAAGAGUCAACUACCAUGAGUGAACUUCCGUAUCCCUACAAGGAUGAGUCGAAAUUCGAGGAGCUGACCGUGGCUCCGGCGUCUCAAUAUGACAGGGGCUGGUUCCGGUUUCGCAGCGGGAAGGCACUCCCUCGUGUCCGCCGCAGCGGAAGGCAGGUGAAGGGCCCCCGGUUAUUAGGCGCAAUGUGCCUUCAUGUACUUGCAAACAGUCUCAGCGCCCUGCCUGACAACUUCGUGCUCUCGCUGCCAACACAUUUGUGUUGGGAAUUGUGGAACGAGUUGAUGGGUUGGAAUUCCACUAGACCUAUCUCGCUCCGUGACUGGGCCGUCGUUUCGAAGGCAUUUGAAGCAGACGGUUUUGGCGAGGCAGAGCGCCAGCUUACUAGUACCGUCUCGGGCGAUAAACAUCAAGGCGAAAUCACCAUCCCCAUGGGCCUUCGCCGGUUUUCCCAGGAGAUACCCGACCCGCGGUGUGAGCUGAGCGUCUACACGAAUCCGCUUGGGUCAUUGGACGGUUGUCUCACAUACCUCCGCAUCGAGAAUGUCAAGCACUUCCAGGCCCAAGAAUUACUCUCCUUGGCGGGGCUCAGCUCCCUGGCAGUGCUUGAAAUAGUUGAAGAGGAGUCAAAGGCAGACGCAAUUCACCGAAUGAGUACCCGUGUCGCAAGGGGUUGGAGUGAAAUGACCAACCCAUUUGCUGAGCUGCGGGUUAUGAUACUCUCUUCCGGCUCCCCUGGACUGUCAGAAGGUCUUUUGAACUAUGUGCUUCAGUUCCCAAAGCUAGAGAUUCUCGACGUCAGUGCCUUGUCGUCCUCGUCGAUGUUUCGGUGGCGGAAUUCGAGGAACAUCGCUAAGAGUUUGGGAUGGGAAGCCUCGCUGCCACGGCACGAGUCGCACUUCGUGUCAUAUGCGGAUGCUUUAUAUGAUCGCCGAACAAAAAACCACCGGAAGUCAAGAAUGGAGAACCUGGGUCUACUCUUUGAGGACGACAGGCAGCCGGUAGCUCUAAUUCCCCGUCCUCGAGGGCUCCUCGACCAUGACUACACCAAAGGCGGUCACCAUACAGGCCUAACGGAUCGCCUCGAUCAGGGCUGGCAAGCAUUUCUGAAAGGCAACCAUUCAUUUGCUACACCUGGCGGCAUCGAACAGAUAAGAAGACUCCGUUCAGGACCCAUGAUAAGCUACCCCGAACCUCGCCAGUGGUGGGCACAUGAAGGGCCGGCCGGCAGUGAUGUCUUUUGGUUUUUGUCUCUUCUUUCUCACAUGGAACGCGAUGCACUCAACUCCUCCAUUCAAGCCCGAGUUCUGGGUAUUCCUGUGAUGACAAGAAGAUUCGUCACCCUCCGACUAAGAGGUCCUUGCCUCCUUCCAGCACAUCGCCUGUGGUCUGACGAGAGUCGUAUCAUAUUCUCUCGGUCUAAAGGCGGUGAGAAGCAGAAGCAGAAGCAGGAGGCUCCGAUGGAUCCUCGGCCCGAGGAGGAGCAAGUGCAGAGAGGCUUAGAGCGUCCAGGGGAGAAAGAGGAGCCAAAUAUAAGGCUUCGCAAGCGGCAGAAACUUGGGGAUGUCCUUGCAACUUUCGGCGUGCCAGGGAGUGGUACUGGGUAGAGGUCGGUUCAGCUGUAGCUACGCAAGCAGACAUCUCACUUCCUACUGUAGUAGGUUUCUCCAAGUGGAUGGUGGCUAGGUGAUCAAUUAAGAGAAUCCAGCUACCUACUGCAGCUUCUCAGCACACUGCCCUCCUGAAGACAAUGGCCUCAACGACCCGACGAGGCGACGAC